Messenger RNA from Neocloeon triangulifer, 3295 nucleotides. Its product is annotated as transient receptor potential channel pyrexia-like. Lineage: Eukaryota; Metazoa; Arthropoda; Insecta; Ephemeroptera; Baetidae. Gene Ontology annotation, cellular component: membrane. Gene Ontology annotation, biological process: monoatomic ion transport; transmembrane transport. The record is from RefSeq and is a predicted model, not a curated record. Gene Ontology annotation, molecular function: monoatomic ion channel activity; protein binding. The transcript is spliced from 3 exons. The coding region runs from base 162 to 2900 and encodes 912 amino acids.
CCGCUGAGUCGGCCUUUCACAGCUAAGCAACGCAUCAGCCACAACAGCUUCAGUAUCAUUAUUUCAUCCGCAGUGCGCAGUUGUGCGUCAGUGUUUCCGUGCACAUCCCAAAGGCUGCUUUUGUACUCCAAGAAGCCGGCUGGAGGCCCUUCUAGGCAAAGAUGCUGUGCGACAACGAGCUGCAACCGAUCGGCUACAAGGAAAAGAUGGUCAGCGCGUUCCGAACGGAUGAUAUUCUCGCGUUCGAAAGCGCCAUCGAUACACUGAGUGACGCUCAGGCAGGCGAGGCUUUGCACGAAAUUUGCACCAGCAAACUAAUCAAAGAUGAAGAGAAAAGAUGCGAGUUUGCGGACAAGCUGCUUUAUAGAUAUAAUGCUCACGGAAUCCACCCGAGCGCCGGAUCGUACCCUAUCCAUCAGGCAGCUAAAAGAGGGCUGCACAGAUUGCUUGCGCAACUCAUCAAUCACUCUAUAAAUCCCGCCGAUCCGACAGCGCUCACCAAAAAUGGUGAGACCGCAAUACACUCUGCUAUUCGCGGAGCUGCUUCGGUAAGCAGUUUGGAAAACCAAAACUUUGAAAUUGUUGAGGAAAAUGCACUGAAGUGCGUAAAACUGCUGGUCGAAAAAAACUGCAAUCUUUUUGCUAAGGACGGGGUAGCAGACAUCACCGCAGUACAUUUGGCUGCGCAAAAUGAACUCUGGUCAAUUGUUGAAUUUCUCCUUCAGAAUAGAGCAAACAUAGAUAUGAAAAUUGAUGGCAAAAGUGCCAGGGAUUAUAUUGAAAAAUACAAACCUCUGUGGGUGGAAUCUUACACUGGGUGCACAUACACGGGGUGUUCGGACUCUAUAAUGGAUACCCUAGAUGUGUUAAUAGAAAAGCUUGAGAGACAUUCUGUCAGUGUGGACAACAAAGAAAAUGCCUUCGAAGAAUGGCUUCUAAAAAAUGUUACUUCCAUGGAGCUGAACAAACCGUACAAAGGACGGUACACACUUUUGGAGUGCGCAAUUAAAAACCGACUCCCCAGAAUGGCGGCGACUUUGAUUGACCAGGGCGCCGACCCGAACACGGCCCUUUUUGCGGCAAUCAAAGCCGGGGAGCAGUACUUUGAUCUAAUCGAAAGUGCAGGCAAGAAGCUUGACAUCACCAAAAAAUUACCCGGCAAUUCCCAACUGACUGUUCUCCAUUUCGCCGUCCACACAGACAACAUGAAUACCAGCGUUAAUGUGGUGGAAUCGAUUUUGAAAUUGGCAGCGACUCAGAUUUCAGACGUCAAGAAAUGGGUCAAUGAAGAAGACUACAGGGGCAUGACGGCCCUUCACUACGCAGCCAAACGGCGCCUGAAUGACAUUGUUGAGGUCCUGCUGAAGUACGGGGCAAACAUUUUUGCCCCUGAUAAGUUCAACUCUCCCGUUUUCCUCAAUAUGCGUCCAGAGCUCAUCAUGCAACACCUGGACGAUCAAAUACAAUGCACAGACGACAGCUGCAUGGACUGCAGCCACGCGCUCGUAUUUGAUUUUAAUUUCCUGAAAGUCCCUAAGAAAAAUCAAGAGUUUUCAAAGGCGAGCAGCAAAGGGUACUCAAGUUUGAAUAUGGGUGGUGCAAUUAAUGAUGAAAACGGGGACAUACCGUCCGAGCCUGAAAUGCAGACUUUGCGAUGGAUGGUGGAUUCGAAGAGCCACAGAAUUGCGCUGCAACACCCCGUCAUCAAGGCCUUUCUGCGCAUCAAAUGGCACCGGCUUUUCUGGUUCUACUGGCUGAACUUUGCUUUUUAUUUAGCGUUCACGCUCACUUUCUUUUUGUUUGUCUUCAGCAUUGAUUUCAAGAACAUCAACAAUGAAGACAUGGUGGUCGCUAAAAACCGAACCGAAAAUGUUGGAUUUCUCCACGAACACUUUGAUUCCGUUUGGAACUUGCUGAUGGUGCUGACCGUUUUCUUUGCCCUGCGCGAAUUAUUCCAACUCGUUUUUCUCACAAAGAAGUACCUCUUAACAUUGGAAAAUUGGCUGGAAAUGACAAUUAUCGUGAUGACCGUGUGCCUGCUGCACUCGCCCUUCACCAAAUGGGUGGCCUCCGCACUUUGCCUGCUGAUUUGCAUCGAGAUGGUCCUCCUCAUGAGUCGCCACCCCUGCCUGGCCAUCUACAUCCGCAUGUUCUUUCAAGUGGCGUUAAAUUUCCUGAAAUUCCUUUUAUGGUACAUGUGUCUCAUCGCCGCUUUCGGUUUUUCAUUUUACAUCAUCUUUCCUAAGUGCACCCCCAAAGAGGGAGUGGAAGAUUGCAAGGACUUUUUUAACACGUUGCCCGACUCAAUAUUUAAAACGAUAGUUAUGAUCAGCGGUGAAUACGAAGCUGGAGACCUUGAAUUCAAUCACGUGUCAAUUGCAAGCCAUUUGAUUUUCCUGUCAUUUUUAUUUUUGAUCUCCAUCGUGAUGGUUAAUUUACUAAAUGGUUUGGCCGUCAGUGACACGCAAGAGAUUAGAAACGAAGCCGAACUCAUUUUCUGUGUGUCACAAGUAAAAUUCUUCUAUGACAUCGAGUCUGUCCUUCUCGUCUCGUGGAAAAAUUGCUGUUGCAUGAUUUUAAAACCCUACACAAGUUGGAUGGGCACAAAAAUUUUACUGCUCGAUAAUUUGCUUGCCGAGAGUGGAAACAAGGUGCAUGUUUUCCUCAACCAGAAUAAUCGAGUGGAGCCAGAUUUGAAUACGUGUUGCAGAAACGAGUGCUGCACGGGUUGCAUCGGCGGUAGCAGGCCUUGCAGAUUUUCGUUUUGCCGCACAUUCAAUACCAUUGUAAGCGAUGCCUUGGCAGUGGCACACAAAAAUACGGAAGUUGAUAAGAUGGACCUCAUUCUAACGCGAUUGAAAAAGCUAGAGUAUAUGCUGGAAGAGCGAUCAAGAAAUUAAAAUUGAUGGGACCUUUUUUGUUAGAAAAUUAGAUUUAAUUUAUGACUAAUUAUGAUUAUAAUUUUCCUGUGCUUAAUUAUAUAAUACAAUAAUGAUAUAUUCGAUUUCAAUGAAAUUAUAUUUGUGAUCAUUAAUACUGUAUGUCGUGGUAUAUCAACUUUGGAAUAUAAUAAUUAAUAAUGUUGACCAAUAUUUAGCAACAGAGGAUUUCAAAAAAUAAUAGUUUCCAUGUAAAGAGUUUAUCAAAUAUGAAUAGUAAAAAAUGAUAAAUUAUUGUGUUGCAGCUACCAUAAAUAUAUUGCCCGAAGAUACAUUAAUAAACACGAUUUGAAACUAAAUAUAUAUUUAAAUUUUAAAUAUCAUAGUUGUACAAAUAAAUAUAAAUAAAAACCAAU